AUGUCGUUGGGACACUCCCUUGGCGAUUUCAUCGCGGGAGCAAAUAUGACGUACCGCCUUAUCCGAGCCUUGUCAGAAACGAAAGGAGCAUGUAUGGAGUACCAAGAGGCAAUGUCAGAGCUUGGUGCUCUACAGCAAACCUUCCUGCAGGUUGGCUACCUGCGACCCAGCGAUACAUUAAGUCAAGCGACGAUCAAUGCCGCAGCAUAUAUUGUUCUUUCUUCAGUGGAGCUCAUCGGGGAAUUCCUUCGAAAGACACAGAAAUAUCGCCAGAGAUUCUCCCAGGCCCGGACUGGGAAUGCGGUUUCUGAUAGCUGGCAAAAGAUGGGAUGGGUGUUGUUCAAAAGAGAGGAGCUGAGGGCUUUGAAAGACGCUCUGCACUUACGACUGACAAAUAUUUGGGUUUUGCUCUCGACCGCUGAGAUGUAA
Molecule: messenger RNA, 429 nt
Organism: Hyaloscypha bicolor E
Lineage: Eukaryota; Fungi; Ascomycota; Leotiomycetes; Helotiales; Hyaloscyphaceae
Exons: 1
Coding region: 1-429 (142 amino acids)
Source: RefSeq, a predicted model, not a curated record